CGACAGCCUCUAUCCCACCAUGCGGUGGAUCAGGGUGCGUUUUGUAAUGAAUAGAAUCGCAACGUAUUUUUUUCCUGUUGCGCAUCCAAACCCAUGACGCAGACACGUGACGGCGGGCGUGUUCCCAGCAUAUUCCUACACCGUUGGUCCUUAUGCGCUGCUCUGCUCUGCUGCCGGGCACUGUUGAAUCCCCUCCACCGCCAAAAACACUCCUACCCCCAUAAUAAUCCCAACGCGCCGGGCGUGUGUCUGCCGAUAUUCUGCAUAUUGUUCGCCCUCGUUCUCGUUUUGCGCUGCCCUCGUUACUGGCGCUGGACUCCCUUUUCCCACCUUUCGCUGGGCCGUGCUUUCCUGGCAAACACGGAUCCCUACAACGGCGACGCAGACGAUAACGACGUCGUGCGCUUUCUCGCCUAGAACUGAGCCCUCCCUCACGCCGACUAAGGCGUCUCGAUAGAACCCCGAUACAGAGAAAUGAUUAGCUAUCGAGGGGAACAGCAGACAGAUUCUCCCAG
This is a messenger RNA of Talaromyces proteolyticus, 515 nucleotides long. RefSeq lists its product as uncharacterized. Lineage: Eukaryota; Fungi; Ascomycota; Eurotiomycetes; Eurotiales; Trichocomaceae. The record is from RefSeq and is a predicted model, not a curated record. The transcript is spliced from 2 exons. Bases 94 to 417 code for a protein of 107 amino acids.